CCGCAGUGUCAGUGUAGUGCACUUCUUGUCCGCAUAAAUGCAGAUGUUCCCCAUUUGUGGAGGAUUGAGCAGGAAGUGAAGAUAUGACACAUAGCUGUGCUCAUGCAGCCACAAAUCACAUGACACAGAUAUCUGAUCUCAGGUCUGUCUGCACACAACAGGAAUGUCCAUGCAAAGUUGUAUGUCAAUGCAUGAAGAGCAGGGUUCAAAUACCUUUGCUUUUAAUAAAAGCAGCUUCUGGGAGUAUAGGAGUGGGAAGUAGUUAUAUUUCAGAGCAGUCUAUUAGCUAUAGUCACACAUGGUUCAGACACCAGUGCAGUAAAUAUUCUGCUAGCUAUAGUACUUAAAGGUUUUAUGUCAUCGUGCCUCAACAGAGCUGCUACCUCCCAGAUCAUAAAAACCUGUAUGCCUGCACAACAUGCACAAAUGCAGUAGUUAAAGACACAAACUGUGCAUGCAUGGACAUGUUACAGAAGAGAGAAAGGAGCACUGGGAAUGAUUCAUAUCACAUACACAAUGAUCUCUCUUGACACUCCCUAUAUCAGGUGAUAGUUUGAAGGCGUGAUCAUGAAAACAGUUUCUCUGUCCACCAACUUUAUCAGCUGACACCAUUAUGCUUCACUUCCUGUCUGGGAAGAAGUUAGCUAUUACCUACUCAUAGUAGUGCAUUGUGUAGACGGAAUCAGCAUGACUUUCACUGGGGGAAUAAAGUGUGUGAAAUAUGCCAUGUUUGUCUUCAACUUUUUCUUUUGGCUUGCAGGCACUGCUGUCUUUGCUAUAGGCCUGUGGCUAAGAUUCGACCCAAAGACCAAAGGCCUGUUUGAAGGAGCAGAUUCUCCAUAUGUGUUUUACACAGGUGUAUAUAUCCUGAUUGGAGCUGGAGCACUGAUGAUGGUGGUGGGUUUUCUGGGAUGUUGUGGGGCCAUCCAGGAGUCCCCCUGGAUGCUGGGACUGUUCUUUUUCUUCCUGCUUAUCAUAUUUGCCAUUGAGGUGGCGGCUGGAAUCUGGGCAUUUUCCAACCAAAGCAAGGUGGUGAAUGAUAUCACAACGUUCUACGUACAGACCUACAAUAACUUCAAGAAGACAGAGGAUAAGCGACUCAAAGAGACUCUGCGGGUGAUUCAAACCGGGCUGAACUGUUGCGGGCCAGCUGGUUCUGUAGUAGAAACUGCCAAAGACACCUGUCCCCGGAGAGAGCCACUUGAGGAGCUCAUUGCGAAGAGCUGCCCUGACGCCAUUGAUGAGGUGUUUGACUCCAAACUGCACGUGAUAGGAGGAGUGGGCAUCACCAUCGGUGUUGUUAUGGUGUUUGGGAUGAUCUUUAGCAUGCUCCUGUGCUGCGCCAUCAGGAAGUCUCGAGAGGUGGUGUGACACCCACCAUCAAAUCCCAGAGUCUGUUGUUAAUGUUGCAUGAUGUCAUUCGAGUCACAUGACUCCCCACUGCCAAUAGAAACCCUACUUGUUCAAGGAAAGGCUGGGUGCAGAUAUUUCAGAUUAUUACAUAAUCCAUCAGUUAUAACUGUGCUGCUGACACUUAAACCCAGCUUGUGAUGUGGUUAUUAGGCCCAACUAUAGAAUGGGUGUCAGCUGUUCUUCAGUGGCAAUGUAGUGCAGACAUUUGUAAUUUUGUGGUCAUUUGAUUGAAAUUAGUGUUGUGUGAACUGCUAAUUAUCUAAACAAAAGAUCAUAUUAUUGUAUACUGAUCACACUUCUAUUGCUAUCACUUGGGGUCACCUACCGGAUGGAAGAGUCAUGGAUCAGGGCCAUAAAAAAGGCAGCCAGUACCACUUCAGCACAAUACAGCAGCAGCAGCCAAUGACAUUAUUUUUCUUACAACAUCAAAGUCAAACCACGGUGACUAGUAGCCAAUUCAAUGCCGAGCUGUGAACUGCGGUGACCGAGUAGCAUCUUAGUUCCUUCAUUGUGACAUUUGUUCGCUUUUUUUACUCACCCUUUACAAAAAAAAAAAAGCCUUUCAUUUUUGUCAUGUUUUGUAAAUGUCUUCUUUUUUAUUUGUAAAAGAUUCAUAAAGUUAGUGGUUACAUAGUACAUGUGGUUUAAUAUGUGGUUUGUAUUUUAUAAUGUUCUUUUUAUUUUACAGAGAUUGGGUUGGUUUAUACCAUAUACACUAUGUUUCACAGAGAUAAAUAUUAAUGAGAACCAAAUAAACCAAAAUGUACUGACUGA
This is a messenger RNA of Anarrhichthys ocellatus (wolf-eel), 2187 nucleotides long. RefSeq names its product CD9 molecule a (gene cd9a). NCBI's taxonomy places the organism in Eukaryota, Metazoa, Chordata, Actinopteri, Perciformes, Anarhichadidae. The coding region runs from base 688 to 1371 and encodes 227 amino acids. Gene Ontology annotation, cellular component: plasma membrane. The record is from RefSeq and is a predicted model, not a curated record. The transcript has 8 exons.